Messenger RNA from Aspergillus novofumigatus IBT 16806, 1422 nucleotides. It is a transcript of the gene met2, whose product is annotated as homoserine O-acetyltransferase. Bases 1 to 1422 code for a protein of 473 amino acids. The transcript is spliced from 4 exons. NCBI's taxonomy places the organism in Eukaryota, Fungi, Ascomycota, Eurotiomycetes, Eurotiales, Aspergillaceae. The record is from RefSeq and is a predicted model, not a curated record. Gene Ontology annotation, molecular function: homoserine O-acetyltransferase activity. Gene Ontology annotation, biological process: L-homoserine metabolic process.
AUGGCGCCUGAAACCAACGGUGCUCCUGGAAAAUUCCAGAGAGUUGCCUCCUUACCUGAAAACCCAUAUGCGAAACUCAUCUCGGAUCAGUCUAUCGCUAUUAUCCCGUCAUUUACUCUGGAAUCGGGUGUGACCCUCUACAAUGUUCCUGUCGCCUACACAACGCGGGGUGAAAUGUCCCCCAACCGUGACAAUGUGCUGGUAAUCUGCCAUGCUUUGAGCGGAAGUGCCGAUGUGGCCGACUGGUGGGGACCUCUGCUAGGCGGACCCGGUCAAGCCUUUGAUAUAUCGCGGUUUUUCGUCAUCUGUUUGAACAGUCUGGGUAGUCCUUACGGAAGUGCAAGUGCCGUGACUUACAAGGAUGGCAAUCCCGAAAAAGGGCUGUAUGGACCUGAGUUUCCUCUUACGACUGUCCGGGAUGACGUGAGAAUCCAUAAGAUGGUCCUGGACGACCUGGGCGUCCGGCAGAUUGCAGCUGUCGUCGGCGGUUCCAUGGGCGGCAUGUUGACCCUUGAGUACGCCUAUUUCGGCAAAGACUAUGUCCGGGCGAUUGUUCCAAUUGCCACCUCUGCCCGCCACUCGGCAUGGUGCAUCAGCUGGGGUGAAGCUCAGCGGCAAAGCAUCUACAGUGACCCCAAAUAUGAGGACGGUUAUUAUUCAUUCGAUGACCCUCCAUCCACCGGUUUGGGAGCGGCACGCAUGUCCGCUCUUCUGACCUACCGAAGCCGCAAUUCUUUCGAGUCGCGAUUUGGUAGAAACGUCCCCGACCCAUCGAAGAGACAGAAUAUCAAUGGCACCGAGCACCGGCAUGUCUUCUCGGGCCCCAGCGAGCGCAACUCACCUGGGCCGCAGCAGCCCUCUGAUGUCCAAUAUAUGGAUCCUCAGUUCUCUGGCACAAAGACCUUUAGCUCUCCCGUCAGUAACAGUGACAGAAAGCGGCCUCCCACCUACUUUUCAGCGCAAUCCUAUCUUCGAUACCAGGGAGAGAAGUUCGUGAAACGAUUCGACGCCAACUGCUACAUUGCCAUCACACGCAAGCUGGACACUCACGAUGUAUCACGAUACCGGGCCAGUCCAGGAUCGGAAGAUCCCGUCAAGGAGGCACUAUCGCAAAUCGAGCAGCCAGCGCUGGUUCUUGGAAUCGAGACCGAUGGACUCUUUACUUUCGAAGAGCAGAAGGAGAUCGCGGCUGGCAUCCCCAACUCUCGACUCAAGCGAAUUGAGAGCCCGGAAGGCCACGAUGCAUUCCUUUUGCAAUUCGAGCAGGUCAACCGAUACAUCUUGGAAUUCUUCCGAGAAGUCCUGCCGGACAUCAUGGCGAAGCCACCUGCCGACGGGGUAGUACCCGUUGACGGAGUUAUCAAACUAACCAAGAGCAGUACUUUUGGAGAGGCGGAGGUCGAGGAUAUCACUGCAUGGUAA